Messenger RNA from Sander lucioperca (pikeperch), 3391 nucleotides. RefSeq lists its product as uncharacterized. The record is from RefSeq and is a predicted model, not a curated record. NCBI's taxonomy places the organism in Eukaryota, Metazoa, Chordata, Actinopteri, Perciformes, Percidae. The transcript has 10 exons. The coding region runs from base 398 to 3199 and encodes 933 amino acids.
CCUUGCCUCCGCCUCUCCCUCCUCUUCCUCUCCCUCCCUUGCCUCUCCCUCCUCUUCCUCUCCCUGUCUGGUCCCCCUCGGUAGACCCUCCCCCCAAACCAGGACUCUUGUCUCGCCUCCUGCUAAAUGUUCCUCCACGACAUCGGCGUCCUGGCCCAGCCAGGCGCUUCUCUUCACUUCCUCUUCCCCGUCUUUAGUACCGCCCCCUCCAGCCAAUCUGGCUCCGUCCCAGAAGACGAUUUCCAAUCAGUUCGUAACUCCGCCUCCCCCCACCUGCGGGAGAACCGGGAACACAGACUCAUCACCUGUUCCUCCCAACUGUCCCACUACUUCCUGGAAGUCCUCGUCCAAUCAACAGAGUCUUCCUCCUACAUCUUCCAAUCAUUCCAAAGCUCUCAUGAUGGCGAGCGCCACUCAAAUGGUCCGGCAUCCGAAGAAACGCAGACAGACCGUUUCUGACUCCGAGACCCCCCAGCGUCCCCGCUUCUGUCUCCCCCAAACGGCCGUCCUCGAACUCGUCCAACAGUCUCUGGUUGCUAAGAAGCCGGCCACUGCCGCCAUGCUGCUGAGCAACACUCAGAGCGCAUACCAGGUGUCCUGCUUCGCGCUGCUGCAGCCCGCACUGCCGGCCGUGCUGCCAUCGCCAGGAAACACCGGACCCGAACCGCAGAAGAGCCUGAUGGGAACUAUCGUCCCAGUUUCAACCCCAGGACAGUUGACUCGGGCCCCCAGACCGAUCCUUCCUGCCCCCAUCACCGGAAACCAGAUCUCUGCCGUGCCAAGUCCCGUAGCGGCGCCGUGCCAAACGCAGGAAGAAGAACAGCAUCAACUUCUGAAGGAAGUAAACUCCUCUACAGCCAGCCGCGCUGCGUCUCCAUCCUGCGAGCAGCGUCUCAGCCCGGGUAUCGACCCUCGGUCCUCUUCUCCCAAACAACAGCAGCAGCAGAAUCCAGUGGUGAGGGCCGUGGCGGACUCCGCCUGCGACGGCGGCGUGCAGCAGUUCGCCCCGAGGCGGCAGGAACCUGCGGAGAACGAACCCACCUCAACCGUGUCCGAAGAACUGGCGCCUGCAGGAGAACCGUCUGCAGCUGACGCAUCGGACAGAGAUGCAGAAGAACGUGAAGCAUUGGACAGAGAUGCCGAAAUAUUGGACAGAGAUGCCGAAAUAUUGGACAGAGAUGCCGAAAUAUUGGACAGAGAUAAUGAAAUAUUGGACAGAGAUGCUGAAAUAUUGGACAGAGAUGCCGAAAUAUUGGACAGAGAUGCUGAAAUACCGGACAGAGAUUCCGAAAUAUCGGACAGAGAUGCAGAAGAACGUGAAGCAUCGGACAGAGAUGCCGAAAUAUUGGACAGAGAUGCCGAAAUAUUGGACAGAGAUGCCGAAAUACCGGACAGAGAUGCCGAAAUACCGGACAGAGAUGCCGAAAUACCGGACAGAGAUGCCGAAAUACCGGACAGAGAUGCCGAAAUAUCGGACAGAGAUGCAGAAGAACGUGAACUUUCACUUGAGGUCACGGAAAGUGAAGCUGAAGAACUUGAAGCUGACGCAUCGGAGACAGACGCCGAACUAUCGGACAGAGACGCCGAACUAUCGGACAGAGACGCCGAACUAUCGGACAGAGACGCCGAACUAUCGGACAGAGAUGCCGAAAUAUCGGACAGAGAUGCUGAAAUAUCGGACAGAGAGGACAGAGAUGCUGAAAUAUCGGACAGAGAUGCUGAACUAUCGGACAGAGAUGCUGAACUAUCGGACAGAGAUGCUGAAAUAUCGGACAGAGAUGCUGAAAUAUCGGACAGAGAGGACAGAGAUGCUGAACUAUCGGACAGAGAUGCUGAAAUAUCGGACAGAGACGGCGAAGAACUUUCACUUGAGGUCACAGAAAGUGAAGCUGAAGAACCUGCAGCUGACACAUCGGAGACAGACGCCGUAGCAUCGGACAGAGAUGCCGUAGCAUCGGACAGAGAUGCCGAAAUAUCGGACAGAGAUGCCGUAGCAUCGGACAGAGACGCCGUAGCAUCGGACAGAGACGCCGUAGCAUCGGACAGAGACGCCGUAGCAUCGGACAGAGACGCCGUAGCAUCGGACAGAGACGCCGAAAUAUCGGACAGAGAUGCCGAAAUAUCGGACAGAGAUGCAGAAGCAUCGGACAGAGACGCCGAAGAACUUGAACUUUCACUUGAGGUCACAGAAAGUGAAGCUGAAGAACCUGAAGCUGACGCAUCGGAGACAGACGCCAAAGCAUCGGACAGAGACUCCGAACUGUCGGACAGAGAUGCCGUAGCAUCAAACAGAGUCGCCAAACCUGGAGUAUCGGAGUACAGUUUGAGCCAUUGGCAGCCCAGAGUGUUUCUGUUCAGGCUGCCUGUGCCUUCGCAGCGCCUGGAACAUCCCCUUCCUUCUUUUCGUUUGCUCGCAGGCGACGCGGACGAUGACAUUUACCUGGAAGAGAUCGGCCAAGACACUCGGUCUCUCUCUGAUGACGCCACAGAUGACAUCGAUACUCCCUCGCCUCCCGGCUCGCCUCUGGCUGUGCAGAUGGUCGCCUGCUCCGCCUGCCGAUUGGCCAACGCGUCCAUCAUCUGUAUGUCCUGCGGCCGCGGAUUCCACCAAGACUGCCACAUUCCUCCGGUCAGACCGGACAUCAUGGCGGACUGGGCGUGCUCGCUGUGUCAGGACCUGUCGGACCCCUCGGACCCCUUCCUGUCCCACCGCCCACAGAGACCUGCGAGUCUCGGCCUCAGUCUGCUCAACCAGAGGAGAUGUGAGAAGCUGUUGCUGCUCCUGAAGGUGAAAGCCAGCAGUCGACUCUGUGAGACUCACCUGGACUGGAUGAAGGAACGCCUGACUCGCGGCUCUCCUGCGUAUCAGACCGCUGCAGACUUCCUGUCUGACGUCCGGAGGCUCUUCAAAGACGCUUCACCGGACGACUUCUUUCUGAACAAACUGCAGAAGAGAAUGAGGCGUUUGAGUGCGGCGUUUAUGGCCGAAGAGAACUCUACUGCCGGCCGGUUGCUCGGCUCCGACGUGGCUGCUGACGCGCCGAGCGGGUCAAAGGUCACGGCGCGGGAAGAACAGGAAGUGAUGUCAUACGAGGCCAGACUGAAGGAGACGAGGAAGAGGCUGCGAGAGGCUCUGAUGGACACGUCGCCCUCCAAGAGGAGGAAGACGGAACCUUUUCCUGAGGAUUCUGGGAAGUGAAGAUCAAACUGUCGGCGGGUUGGAGGCACUCCAAGAGGAGGAAGACGGAACUUUUUUCCCUGAGGAUUCUGGGAAGUGAAGUUCAAACUGUCUGGAGGGCUGUUGUGUGUGAAGGGAUACAGCUACAGUCCAAAGUUACACUAAAUCUCCCAAAAUCUAAGCUAACAUAAUGUCAUUCAACACAGGCGGUCA